Molecule: messenger RNA, 1998 nt
Organism: Engraulis encrasicolus (European anchovy)
Lineage: Eukaryota; Metazoa; Chordata; Actinopteri; Clupeiformes; Engraulidae
Gene: aida
Product: axin interactor, dorsalization associated
Exons: 10
Coding region: 191-1105 (304 amino acids)
Biological process (GO): determination of ventral identity
Cellular component (GO): membrane
Molecular function (GO): phosphatidylinositol binding
Source: RefSeq, a predicted model, not a curated record
UUCCGUUCUUCACGUGGGAGAGUUUGGAUGCACCAGCAGAAGGGCUUGGUCAGUGUGUGGAGAGUGUAUCGCCGGUUUAUCUAUGAGCUUGUAGUAAGCUACCUGGGAAACAAAACGAUGCGGGCUGGGAAAUAGUACUUCACCGGCAAUGUUAACCUGAAACGUUUUUGUGCAUCACCACUACGGGAAAAUGUCCGAUGUCACCAAGACCAUCCAGAAAUGGCACGCAAGUUUCAGAAAAGGCACGGACUUUGAUUCGUGGGGACAGUUAGUGGAAGCAAUUGAUGAAUAUCAAAUACUUGCAAGGCAACUACAAAAAGAGGUUCAGUCCACAAAUUCGCAUGAUUUUUCAGAGGAGCAAAAGAGAACCAUUGGGAAAUUCGCAACAUGUCUCGAAUUGAGAAGUGCAUCUCUACAAAGCACGCAGUCCGAGGAAGAGUUUAAGUUGGAGGAUCUGAAGAAACUGGAACCAAUCAUAAAGAAUAUACUCACGUAUAACAAAGACUUUCCUUUUGAUGUUCAACCUGUGCCUUUAAGGAAAAUUCUUGCACCCGGAGAAGAGGAGAAUCUGGAGGUUGAGGAGGAGGAGGAAGACAAUGCCACAGGAGCCAGCUCACCCGAGGCCUACCUCUCCCGCGUGCCAGGUACUCUCCUGCCAAGGCUACCGUCGGAGCCAGGGAUGACACUACUCACUCUGAAGAUAGAGAAGAUUGGUCUGAAGGACGCAGGGCAGUGUAUAGACCCCUACAUGACCGUCAGUGUGAAAGACCUGAAUGGGGUUGAUUUGAAUCCAGUCCAAGACACACCGGUCGCUUCCCGAAAGGAAGACACAUACAUUCACUUCAACAUCGAUGUUGAGAUUCAGAAACACGUUGAAAAACUAACAAAAGGGGCAGCUAUUUUCUUUGAAUUCAAGCACUACAAACCUAAGAAAAGGUUCACCAGCACAAAGUGUUUUGGCUUCAUGGAGAUGGAUGAGAUCAAGCCUGGGCCCAUCGUGAUUGAGUUGUACAAGAAGCCAACUGACUUCAAGAGGAAGAAAUUGCACCUCUUGACCAAGAAACCACUCUACCUUCAUCUCCAUCAGACUUUGCACAAAGACUGAGUUCUACCACAGGAGCAUGUGGGACAACUAACAGCAUAUCAACACGCCCUUCCCCUCCCCUCUCCUCCACCUCUCUCAUAACAGGCACAUGGUUUAAGCUAAAUUGAACUACCGAAGAUGUCAUACCAGAUGACAAAACGGCCUAUGAUGAACAUUCCUUUCACACUCCCUGGUGUUGUUCAGCAAAAUGUCUCUCGAUCUCAGCAAUACAACAAACAUCCAUCUACUGAUCGUACGAGAGUCCAACACAGAAGCCCAUGAAGCUCUGCUUAGCGUUAAGAUGUUCGGUUAUCGUUGCCAGCGCAUGUCCUCAAUAGUCUUCCUUUAUGCGCCUGAAAUUUAGGGUAAACCCUGGCCAUGUCUUUGAAAUACCCACUCAUUCACUUGAAUAGGUCACUACGUGUGGGUGUGUUACAUUUUGUUUACUAUGUGUUGCACUCAAUGCAGCACUAUUUUGAAUUACAUAAAUUCCCAACCAACAUUGAAGGAUCACGAAUGGGGUAAAAAAAAAUGGUUAAGUAUUUUAAUAUAUCUGCAAUGAUAAAAUUAAGUUUAAUGUAUUCUCUACUUUCUUCGAGAUGGAUUUCAAAUGAAGAGCCAAGGCAUUAAAGGAAAAAAAAACAUGUGAUGCCAAUUUUCCAUUUAAGGGCUUACAUGGGUCUGCAUGAAACUAAACAAUGGGUAUACUUUUUUGUUUAACGAUUAAUGUGUUUAUCAGAUGAAGUGGUUAACGAUAACAUCUUUAAUCAUGGCUGUCCACAUUUGUGUUGUAUUACUUGACAUUUUGACUUUAGAUUUUAUUUUUGUAAUAUCUGAAAUUCAAGGCUAUUGGUUGACUCUGCUGAAGUGCAUCUGAUUGUGUGUGUGUGUGUGUGUGUGUGUGUGUGUGUGUG